AGGAUCCUCGAUGUUCAAGGAAUUUUUGAUCUCUCCCCUCCCCAAGAUUUUUUCCCAUUCAUGUUUGUUAUACUUGAAUCAUUGGAACAAUGCCAGACGAAUUCUUGUAUCGUGUUUUGAUUUGUAUAUGCCUGUAUAUUUUUCUUGUUGAUCGAUUAAUUUACACUGGUGCGAAACGAUGGGAUGGGAGUCCUGUUCCUUAUAGUACCCGCCUACAGGGUUGCUUCGUAUUUUUCUGCGUCAUCUCUAUAAUCUUUAUGUAUGUUUUCACAGCGCUUGCAGUAUUCGCGAUGAUUGGAGAGUUCAUAAUAUGGCUUUUGGGGGGACGUCGCAGUGUAAAACGAAUGACCCGUACUCUAAAGCGAAUUGCAACGAAGUUUGUUUGGAACAAUUUAAGCAUAAAUUUGCUAGAUAUGUAGUAUGUAGGUGCAGAAAAUCCAAGCUCCUAGAACUGAGAUUGGCACUACUUUCAAGCCCGUGCACCCACUAGGCUGCGCCUCUUUCUGCCUCCUUUUUCGUACAUUCCCGAGUUGGAAACUAGUGGGUGGCCCCUGGUAACUACCAAAAACCUCCACGCCCGAUGGCUCGGCAGUGAUAUGGGAGCACUCUCCGGGCGGGGGCGGACCCGUACUCUAAAGCGAACUGCACCAUACGUUUUUUCUUUUUGCGGACCAAAUUAAUACUACCAGCAGGAGCAAUAGCACGAUUAGACGCAUCGCACAACCAGAAAGAGCAAGUACUAGAAGUGGGUGCGGGCCCAAGAUGGGUAGAAGUCGUUCGACGUCUCCGGCUCGUAGCCGGUCGCCCUCGCCUGACCGCGAGGCCGCACGAGCGAAAUUGAUGCAACAAUCUGCCCGAGGUCAGGACUUGAUAGAAACGUUGGGUCUCAGUCUGAAUUAUGGUUCGAGUCGUCAAAUAAUGUUCGAAUAUAUAAUGCUCAUUUUUAGAAUGCCAGUACUGAUUUGAUGUUGUCCUUCGACUUUCAUCUACGUUUCUCAAUCGAGUAGAGCGGCCGUUUCAUCAAGACCAACUUCCAUCUUAAUAAACAUUUUCUAGUAAAAAAACUCCUACUAAUCUUCAUCUGCAACCUCUGCUCUACGGCUACUUACUUCUAACCCAAAAAGAAGCCAACGAUGUCAGAACUGAUGGACCAGAUUUCUUCGUCGAAAAGGGGACCACUACAUUUUCUGGGCAGAAAAAGUAAAGCCGCGGUCUUCGAGACACCAGCUGUUGAAGCGACUGAGAAUAAUUAUGCACGAAGCAAAGUUCCUAAUCUAGAAGGAAGGAACUACUGUCUUUGUGAUUGCAACUAACUGACUAUUCUUGUGACGAGUCACAAUCACAAAAAUAGUAGUAUAGUUACACAGCUACUGUUAGGAAGAUGUUUGCAAAUGUAACGCUAACCUUUUCCUUUUGUGACACAACAAUUGCCAACGUCUCGCCAACUACCUCUAACCUUCCAACGUGAACAAGUACAAGAACCAGACUCGAGGUCCACAGCGUGCUCCUGGGCCGAGAGUGGACGACUUCAUAAUCCCAAAAGACCCAGUCGCACUAAUGAACCCCAAAGAGUUGCAGGAAAUGCGCAGACGAAUUUCUGGUAAUGUCGAUCUCUCAAUGCGCGAGAAAGGAUGGAAGGCGGCGGAUAAAGUUUUAUGGUUUUGCUCUAGUAUUAUUUAGGAGAUAGGUGAGAUCGUACAUUAUUGCAUGAUCGUCUAGAAAUUCAUCCACUACAAUCGUCUACGUUGUAGAAGUAGCUCUAGCCUCUAGCUAAUAGAUUAUAGGAGAUAGAAGAUCAAGAAAUAGAAAAGAAUAAGAACCACAUAGUACUAGAAUCCAGCACUUGUCCCAUCAUAAUCCAUCUCUUCUAACAUCUUGUCGAAUCUUCGAAGAAGAGCCAAAGUUCUUGAAGCAUGAAAAGCCAGACCUAACCGUUUGGGAGAUCGAAAAAUUACCACCAAAAUAUGCGCAUCGGACCAGGAAUAGCUAUCGAAAUUUGCCUACUGACGGAAGAGCGCUGUUGCGGCUGUAUUUGAUGGACUUUUCGUCUUCUAGCCUUGUUGACGUAGCACUCAAAUUAUAACAGAUCCUUUCCUGACCGAGCUUGAUGAAUACCACGCUCACACCAGGUGAAAGUUGUGAAUACGUUUACCUACUUCUCGAUCUUCGUCUUUCAGGAAUUGUCCUCACGUUUCCGAUCUACACGUUGUCCGCAUCGCUGACCGUGGAACGACUCAAGAAGCCAAUCGACGGAUAGACCUUGCGAAAGAGAUCGAGGCCAGGCAGCAUCCUCUUUACGUCAACAAAGAACGGCUCGCAGCUUAUCAAGCAGAGUGUCAGAAGCGUGCCCAUGCUCGCUACAUGCUAGAAGAAAAACGAGAGCGGAUUGCCCGUGAGGGAGCAACAGAUGAUCAUGAACAGACAAUGAUCUCAGGACGUGACAUUGUUACUCAUCUUCAAAAUACAACUUCAUCUUCUUCUGCUGACCGUCCUUCUGCUGACCCCCAUCAUAGUUGUGCGGGACAAGACCUCACAGAUCCACCUUAUCCCAGACUCGUGAAGCUGAAAGGUGAAUUCGGGAAGCAGAAAGCGCUGGUUUCUGAUUCGCGGACAGUGUGGAAGACACAAGCAUACAACUACCGUUAAGGUUUCUACACAAUCUUUACUUACUUUAGAAGCAUCCACAUCGAUUUCGAUCCUCAUCCUGGGACCUCCGUGUUGAAGUGGCGGACCUAAAAAAUAGUUGUUCCAGGAUGCACUUACUCUCAAAGAUGAUAACAUAUUUUUAUGGAAGAUGUUGAUCUUGAUGCAUGAGUUUUAUUUUUAUUUGCGCUGUAGAUUGUUUGAUGUUGGUCUCUCUCGGAACGAGAUCUACUUACAUGAUCUAAUACUGGUCCUUUGGUGAACGUUAUCCAGUAUGGAAAGCGGAGGAGCAUUUGGAGGUCUUCGAGAAGCCUGGCGGGUACUACGAGAAGUCGAUAGCACUCCAGAAACAGAUUGACCAGCACAACGUGGUGGAAGCGCGAGCACGUGAACAGGAAAGAUUAGAGGAUGAAGAGCUUGAAAGAAUGCUAUUCGGAAACGAAAAGAAAAUAUAAACGAUGAGGACGAUAUGUAAGAUUAAGUCAAGUUUUUAUGUGGUACCACCUGUAUUGGAAAACGUGAACGUCUUGAUGAAAAAUGUCAAUGCCAUGAAGAAUAUCCGGGGAAUGUACAUACUUUGAAUUCAUAAUGAAAGACAAAUGAAUAUUAGUAUUGAGUAGCAGUAGACAUGUAGCAUUUCGUUUUGAUUACCAAAUCAAAUAUCAAAUAUAUAGCAGAAGUAGUACAUAAUUGGAACAAAAGGAAGAAAUUUCAAGGAAGUCAGGUACUAUACAUCAUGAUCUUGAGCUCGAUCGUAGGGAUAAGAUGUAUCAUGACCUUCGUGUGUAUAAUUUGGAAGUUACUUCUGAACGUGUAGAUAUCAUGCUAAUCUUUGACACCUACCCACGACUGUAUAAAUUGUCAAAAAGCUAAUCUCUACAAGCUUGUAUUUCAAUGUUUGUGCUGAUAAUUGUCAUGACCAUGCCAUUCUAUUACUUACUCAAAUGUCAACAUAAGAUAUGCCGCGUGUAAUUCUUGCAUAGAAUCUAAGAUCAAUCCAUCAUUGUGUAUUGGGAAAAUGAAAAAGAACGAUAGAUGAAUGCCAGCCUCAUCUAGGUUGUACAUCGACAAGAAGCUAAAGAAUAUCGCAGCUCUUUGCAAAAACACGAAUUCCUCAUUCACUCACGCUGCUCUGACUGUCUUAUGUUCUGAUUGUAUCGGGUGUUAUGAACAUUUAAUCUCCAUGCUGUAAUACCGAAAAGGUUCUCGUCC
This is a messenger RNA of Amoebophrya sp. A25, 3855 nucleotides long. Lineage: Eukaryota; Dinophyceae; Syndiniales; Amoebophryaceae. The record is from the annotation of a GenBank genome assembly.